Messenger RNA from Ipomoea nil (Japanese morning glory), 2249 nucleotides. Its product is annotated as probably inactive leucine-rich repeat receptor-like protein kinase At5g48380. The record is from RefSeq and is a predicted model, not a curated record. The transcript has 2 exons. NCBI's taxonomy places the organism in Eukaryota, Viridiplantae, Streptophyta, Magnoliopsida, Solanales, Convolvulaceae. Gene Ontology annotation, molecular function: protein binding. The coding region runs from base 364 to 1194 and encodes 276 amino acids.
CAUCGGUAUCACUUUGAAAAUGGAGUAGUGUAAAUUUGUUUGAUUUUGCCUUAGGCCUUAUUUUUCUUAACCAUUUCCUACAUUCAUAGUAGCAUUGUCAAAAGGGGCGAAAUAGAAAAUUUUCCCAUUCCUCAAUGACUCAAUCCUACCAUCCUUGACCAUUUCAACUGAACUAUAUAUGAGACUAAAGAAAAGUACGAGUAAUGACCAAGACCCAAAAAUCUUUCAACAUGUCUCAUUCUCAAAGAACCAUUCUUAGACUUGUAAUAUAUAAAUGACUAGUAAGUGGUGUAUCCAUGCAUUUAGUCUCAGCACUGAAGAAGUAAACCAUAAAUAUAUUUCCUCUACCUUCUAGCAGUGAUCAUGUAUGGUAUGUGCAGCAGCGCCCUUCUCGGUCUGUUGUUGUUGUUGCUUGGCAGCUUUGCUGAUGGCAAAAACACGACUGAGACAGACAUCUAUUGCUUGAAAUCAAUCAAAGAUUCCUUGGAGGAUCCUCUGGGAAACCUUAGAAGUUGGAAAUUCAACAAUGAUUCUGAAGGAUUUAUCUGCAGUUUCAAAGGAAUUGGUUGCUGGAAUGCCAACGAGAAUAGAGUGAUAAUUAUCUCAUUGCCUAACAUGGGGCUCAAGGGGCAGUUUCCUCGAGGGAUGGCUGGCUGCCGUUCCAUACAACUCCUGGAUCUUUCCAACAAUAACUUUUACGGCAAACUCCCUUCUAAUGUUUCAAGACAAAAUCCUUACAUGGUAACACUUGAUCUUUCUUCAAACCACUUUGAUGGAGAAAUUCCCACCAGUUUUGGAGAUUUCGCCUAUCUCAAUUUUCUCAAGCUCGAUAACAACUGCUUCACAGGACAAAUUCCCAGUGAGAUAGGGAUGCUUCAAAGGCUUAAAACAUUUUCUGUUGCUAACAACAUGCUGUCUGGCCCAGUGCCCCUUCUUUAUGAUCGGCAUGGAUCAGUUUUUCCACCAGAAAUCUAUGAUAAUAAUGACGGGCUGUGUGGUGUCCCGUUAGAACCUUGCAGGCAUCAACACUAUUUAAGAAGCUUCAUAAGCGGCUUUGCAGAAGGAUGGGCAAUUUUCACAGUUUUGGCUGUGGUCAUUUCCAGCUUCUGCAUGCAUACAACCAAGCAGAAGCAGGCAUUGGCAAAUAGACUAAUCAGACACAUCGGGAUCAAGCAAUACCAAUGGUUGGUUUGAUUGCAGAUUGACAUGUUGGAAAAGAUCACUAGUAAAAUGAAUUUGGAAGAACUGAGGCAACUUGUAAUUUUGCUGAAACUGGUUUGGUCGGGACUGGGAGAAUGGGAGAAACAUACAAGGCCAGUCUCCCAAAUGGUUGUUUCCUUGUUGUCAAGAGGCUUCGUGACAGUGAUUCAAAAGGCAUAACAGACCAAUUUCUGACUGAAUUGUCGACCCUUGGAAGGAUAAGGGAUAGGAACUUCGUGCCACUUCUAGGCUUCUGCUGGGAAAUGAACACCAAACUCUUAGUAUACAGUUUCAUGCCAAAUGGAAACCUCCACGCUUGGCUCCAAUCGAGAAUCUUGGAAUGGCCAACAAGAUUGAAAAUUGCAGUUGGAAUAGCAAGAGGGCUGGCAUGGCUGCACCACAACAAUAUGGCACAUCUCGGCUUGACCACGAAAUGCAUAUUACUGGAUGAAGACCUCGAACCAAGAGUAUCCAAUUUCGGGCAGGCGAAAUUCGUGAAUCCAUUCAUUGAAUCAUCAGUAUGGAAAAAUCUAGUGAGUAGCAGCACAGGAAUCCCAGAGUCAGAUUGCUAUGACAAAGACGUCCAUGAUCUUGGAACUCUAUAUCUUGAGCUAGUUGAACAAAGGGAUUCAAACCAUUUUCCAGAAAACUACAGCUGCAACAUUGGGAGCUCCACUUCUAGGCUGUGUGAUUCUGUGCACCAACAUCUGAUAGGAAAAGGAUUUGAUUAUGAGAUUCUCAAAUUUCUGGAAGUUGUCAAUAAAUGCCUAAUGUCUGAUCCAGAUGAAAGGCCUACUGCACUUGAGGUAUACCUAAAUUUAAGAAACAUUUUGGAGGGCUCUGAGAUGAAUCCAAAUCAUACUGAUGAAGUAGCUGAAAUUUGUGUUGUUGAUGAUAGGAUGGCUUAAUAGAAUCAUCUAAGCCUAAAUUUUUUAGCCCAAUAAACUAUGUGAUCUUUUGUAACAGAAAGUAUGCAGGUUCUGUGAUUAGCUCAUCAUUUUAUGAAUAAAUUACUCUGAAAAUAAACAGUGCUUAGCCUUCAUAGAUUA